Molecule: messenger RNA, 4866 nt
Organism: Scophthalmus maximus (turbot)
Lineage: Eukaryota; Metazoa; Chordata; Actinopteri; Pleuronectiformes; Scophthalmidae
Gene: prkacaa
Product: protein kinase, cAMP-dependent, catalytic, alpha, genome duplicate a
Exons: 10
Coding region: 780-1835 (351 amino acids)
Biological process (GO): peptidyl-serine phosphorylation
Cellular component (GO): nucleus; cAMP-dependent protein kinase complex
Molecular function (GO): cAMP-dependent protein kinase activity; ATP binding; protein kinase A regulatory subunit binding
Source: RefSeq, a predicted model, not a curated record
GCGGGACCUGCCAGAUGGAUGACUGGAGUUUCCCUUGCGGUCUAAAGAUUAAUGGAAGGGCUCUGUUGAUCUUAGUAAUCGACCCUCAGAUGAUCGGUCCCAUUGCACUUGACGGCUGGUUUGGGAAUGAAUGGAGAGACAUCCAUUUGAAAUAGCCGACAGCGGACUAAACGACCACCCCGGACACCACUUUUGAUACCCGGGUCUCGACUGAAAAGGCCUGCCUUACACAGAGAUAGUACCUGGGUAGGUCAGGCCAGGAUACGACUGCGAGGGACGCUAAAAGCUAACGCUAGCUUGCUCGCGAGACAGACAGUUAGCGGCUUUCGACGACCCGUCUCAUGGUCCCGGCUGGAUUUUCGGACGAACGGAGUCACGUCUUGGAAAUAAAGGACAGUCGAGUGCCGCGUUGUUGUCUCGGCGCUCGCUCGGAAAAUUGACACGCUAACGCUACCGAGCUACCGUCCGCUGGCCAUAUCUGCUGGAGUUAGCUGCCGUGCUAGCCUAGCCAACUUGAAAGCGUUGGUCUCAGCAGCGGACUUGGAUACAGUCGCUCGGCUUGCAGUUUUCUGAAUUCGUCGCGGGGGGAAAGUGUUGGAAGAAAAAAAGAAACACACAUUUACACUCAUUUGUCAAUAAUGGUAGCUGUUAGCUAGUAGCCAGCUGUCCGCUUUCAUUGAGCCCACCCGACUGCGUUGAGAGGUGCUAGCAUCACUCCACGACUUGGAAAAAGGACAAACCCAGCCCGAACCCAGGGACACCACCAUCGGCCUGCCACCAUGGGCAACACGCCCACCGCGAAGAAGGGCAACGAGAUGGAGAGCGUGAAGGAGUUUCUUGCCAAAGCCAAAGAAGAUUUCCUGAAGAAAUGGGAGAAUCCAGCACAGCAAACUGCAGGAUUGGACCACUUUGAGCGUUUGAAGACCUUAGGCACCGGUUCAUUUGGUCGAGUCAUGCUGGUCAAACACAAAGAGUCGGGCCAGCACUUCGCCAUGAAAAUACUUGAUAAACAGAAGGUAGUGAAGCUGAAGCAGAUAGAGCACACACUGAACGAGAAACGUAUCCUGCAAGCUGUCAGCUUUCCCUUUCUGGUGCGACUGGAGCACUCUUUUAAGGAUAACAGUAAUCUGUAUAUGAUAAUGGAGUAUGUACCCGGGGGUGAAAUGUUCUCACACUUAAGGAGAAUCGGUAGAUUCAGUGAACCACACGCCCGCUUCUACGCAGCCCAGAUUGUACUGACCUUCGAAUACCUUCACUCACUGGAUCUCAUCUACCGAGAUCUGAAGCCGGAGAACCUGCUCAUCGACCACCAAGGUUACAUACAGGUAACAGAUUUUGGAUUUGCGAAAAGGGUGAAGGGCCGAACCUGGACGCUUUGCGGGACCCCAGAGUACCUGGCACCAGAGAUUAUCCUCAGUAAGGGUUACAAUAAAGCAGUGGAUUGGUGGGCUCUGGGAGUGCUGAUAUAUGAGAUGGCUGCUGGUUACCCCCCCUUCUUCGCAGACCAGCCUAUUCAGAUUUACGAGAAGAUUGUAUCGGGGAAGGUUCGCUUUCCCUCUCACUUCAGCUCGGACCUGAAGGAUCUGCUGAGAAAUCUGCUUCAGGUGGACCUGACCAAGCGCUUCGGCAACCUCAGGAACGGAGUCAAUGAUAUCAAGGGUCACAAGUGGUUUGCCACCACCGAUUGGAUCGCCAUCUACCAGAGGAAGGUGGAAGCUCCCUUUAUUCCUAAAUGCAAAGGCCCCGGCGACACGAGCAACUUUGACGACUAUGAGGAAGAGGAAAUCCGAGUCUCCUUCACAGAAAAGUGUGCAAAGGAGUUUGCUGAGUUCUAGAUUCCGACCAUGGGUAGCGGAGCGAGUGCGAGAGACAGAAAGAGAGGGAGAGAAAGGCAUCUAGAAAGUAAAUAGGGGGUCUGAAGACGGGAAACGCUAGGGUGGACUGCUAACUUGCUUAUUUGAAUUGACGACAACAAUGUAAAAUCCCCCCCCCCCAGUGGAAAUGUAGGCAAAGUGAAGGAAGAUCCAGCAGAACCAGCAGUGUUGCCUUUUCUGAUUGUUUCUCAGCUGUUACCUAUUUGUUUUAUUUAUCCCUCUUGUGUUUGUGGCAGGGGCUUGAGGAGAACAGGCAAUCGGUUGUCGCUGUUCAGCUAGACUUGUAUCUUUCUGAUGGUGUAAUGACGCGUUCUAAGUCUUUGCAGGUUGAGGCAUUGAUUUUUCUGUUUAGGGUACUGAAUCUUCUAUGCUCUUUUUUUUCCCCCCCUAAACGGGCCCCUCUCUACGAGCUUCUCAAGGAGUGAUUGUUGUAUCUUGUCACCCUGGUCCCCCCUCACCCACCCCUCCAUCUCUCCAUAAUGAAUCUGUCCAAGCAAUACCAAGUCCAACAGAUGUGCCUAUCAUAAUGCCAACUGGUUGGAAAACUGUGGAAAGCAUUGGUGUAGAGCUUUGGCUGUGGUGGCAUCGGCCUUUGUGCCCCGUUCUUUUUUUGGUUUGAAAGCUUGAAAACUCUCUGCGCCCGCCUUUGUCUGCUCCGUGUGGCAUGAUUAUAGGGAAGGUGAUGCGCUCACUGCUCGCAGCCGAAGCAGUGGGGGACCUCUGUGAUCAGAGAGAACCAGAUUUGUCACAGUAAACGUCAUUGGGGUCUCUCCGCUUCUUGGGGACCUGUAAGAAAUGGUAGACGUGAGGUCUGCGUUUAAAUCUUUCUCUUAGCUGAAUUUAUUAGAGCAUUUAAAAAAAGAAAAUCCUAUCGGUAAUCAUUUUGUCCUUUUUUUUUUUUUGUCAAUCUUUGUGCUUGUGUGUUAUUUAGUGCUCAUGGGUGGGUUAAACAGCUGUGAUUUAGCAGCAACUAACAUUGUGGUCACACUCCUGACUAUUGUUUAUUUAAUUCAAAGUAUACAUAUAUAUUUAUAUAUAUAUAUGUGUAUGUAUAUGUAUAUAUAUGUGUAUGUAUAUGUAUAUAUAUAUAUGUAUGUAUAUAUAUAUCUAUAUGAGAUAGAGACAUCUUUUUCAACAUUGUCUCAUAGCUGUGACACUGACUUAAGAUUUCAUAAAUAAACUAAUAUAAAUUCUGCCAAAUUUGCAAACUGAGAACACUGCAAAGUUUUCUGUAUGUAACUCUGGUGGUGGUGGAUUUUAAUACGCAAACAACAAAAAAAGAAAAAAAGUAGCAAAAUGUUUCAACAAAAUGUGCAUGUUAUUUUUGUACAAUAUCACUUUUAAAGAAGGCAUAGCGUUAUGCUUCACUCACUCGAGCUGACGCACUGGAGACCGCGGAUUGACACGCGUAACUAUUAAUGCGGACUCUCUCGACUGCUCUGUUUCGAAAGAUGGAACGAGACCCAGAGAAAUGUCUGAAAGCUCCUCUGGCCUCACUGGCAACAGUUUGUCACUGAACUUGUGCAUCCAAUCUUGAUAACCCCCCCCCCCCCCCCUUUUCUCUUGUAUAUACCUUACAUGUUACACCUUCACAUAGAUUUGCGGUCCGACCACAUUUUGGGGACUGUUUGCGAUUGGAGUGUUUUUUUGUUUUUCCGUUUUCCGGCUUUCUGUGUGACAUUAAACUAAGGAAGCGAUCCUAACACUGUCCCGCCCUUUUUGCCAAGUUUAUUUCUGUGGAUGCAAGACAAUCACAGACCUAAUCUUAUUGCUGGUUUGUUGACUGAACACAUUGUUUUGGUUUGAUGAAGGAUGUUUGCUUUCACCCAGCCCAUCCUCCUCCUCCCCCUCCACAGCCCCUAGGUGCUAGAAAAAAAGUUUCUGUGAAUCGUUUGAUGUGCAUCACUCUAUUUGUCCAAUCUUGUGUCACGUCAUUUUUUCGCGAAUGUUUUUUUUUUUUUUCGACUUAAUGAUUUUCGGUCGGGCUUUGAGUAAUUAUUUUGAGGGGAGUCUGUUGAUGUAAUUGAGAUCAAACACAGGAUAGCUUUUGAAUGUCUUGAAUUGUCUGAUGGAGAUGUCUCCAUGCCGUGUGGAAACGUGACGGUGUGUAUUCUUUAUGAUACAUAUUUCUCUGGCGAGCUUGGUUUUUCUUGCAUGUGGUAGAACAACCCAACAGCAAGAUACCCCCCCCCCCAAUCUCGGACCCGAGACAAUGUGUGAGGAAGCGUAGUUUCCACAGCCGACAGCCUCAUCACCAUUUAACCUUUCAGUCGUGAGCAUCACAUUCAACAAUGCGGUGGAUCUCACACCAACUUGUCUUUUGCAAAUAGUGAAGCACAUGCCACACUUUUUUUUUUUUUUUUCAAAUGUCCUAUUUAUUGAUUUUUGCUAAUACUUUGAAAUUUUUGAGACCUAAUGUAAAGCUUUGAAGAGAGCACAUGUAAUAUCUUUGGUCUUUAAGUUCUGACUAAUGACUAAAUCAUAGGUGGUGGGUAGAGGGCAAUGCCACCAUCACAAUGCUUUUUUUGUUUUUGUUUCCCAUACAAAAGUUCUUGUCAGUCGUCUUAAAAUCUUUUAUCAGCUAAACACUAUCAACUGAUCUGUGCUCGUUCUGGGUUCUUCUCCUGUGUUUGCCUUCUACGUUCAUCAGGUUUUCACACACUCUUCAUUCAAACAUAACACUUUUUACAUCUGAGAUGUUUUGCGUUCAUAUUUUCUUAUUGUAUUUUCAAAAAAAGGAGAGAGAGAGAGAAAAAAAAGAAAAAACAACAUUAAUCCUUUCCUCAUGACCUGGGUACAGUGAUUGUGUAGUCUAUUGUACCUUUUGGGAAACAAUACUGUAUAUCCUUGCCUUUGACAGUCUUAACUAUCUUACCCUCUGGUGAACUUGACAGAUACCCUUAGAACACAAUGAGUAUGUUAAAAAAAAUAUACAUAAAGUAAUAUUUUGCAAAAUGUAUCAUUCCAAUAAAGUUUUACUUGUUAAGACUAA